AUGUCUAAUGAAAAAGUUUGUCAACGACUUUAUCUUGGUCUUGAUUUGAGUACACAACAAAUCAAAUGUAUUGUAAUUAAUGAACAAUUACAAACAAUUGCUGAAGAAGCAAUUAGUUUUAAUGAUAAAUCAUUACUUGUUCAUCAUGUUCAACCAAAUGGUUUUAUUGUUGAUAAAAAUGAUAAUCGUUGUGUAACAACACCAGUAUUCGUAUUUCUAGAAGCACUUGAUGUAUUAUUUCAAAAUUUAAGUAAGCAACAAAAGUUUGAUUUUUCAAACAUUGUUGGAAUAUCAGGAUGUGGACAACAACAUGGUAGUGUUUAUUGGAAAACUAAAACAGAAUUAGAAAAUUUAAAAAAUUUUCAUAUAACAACUGAUGUUGAUACAGAAAAAUCUAACGAAAAAAAUUUAUAUCUUGUUGAUCUUUUAAAAUCAUCAUUUUCACGUAUUAAUUGUCCAAUUUGGAUGGAUUCAUCAACAACAGAUGAAUGUCAAUUAAUUGAAAAAUCUGUUGGUAAUGCACAAAAUCUUUUUCAAAUAACUGGUUCAAAAGCAUAUGAACGAUUUACUGGUAGUCAAAUAAUGAAAGUAGCUAAUAAGACACCUGAAAUUUAUGAACAAACAGAACGUAUUCAAUUAAUAAGCAAUUUUCUUGCCAGUAUUUUACUUGGUGAAUAUGCUCCUAUUGAUUUAUCUGAUGGUUCCGGCAUGAAUUUACUUGAUAUUCGUCAAUUUAAAUGGUCAAAAGAAUGUUUAAAUAUUUGUGGAAAAGAUUUAGAAAAGAAACUUUCCGAAAAACUUGUUCAUCCAAGAACAGUACUGGGAACAAUUUCAAAAUAUUUUGUUGAACGUUAUGGUUUUAAUAGUCAAUGUCAGAUUGUAUCAUUUACAGGAGAUAAUCCAUCAUCAUUUUAUGCAUUAGCAUCUGAUUCAAAAACGGUUGUCAUCAGUUUAGGUAAAUAUGGUCAAGCCUUUCGUGACGCACUUCCCAUAUAUGGAGACGGUGGUUUUAUUCCUCUGACACAGAUAUCGAAUUAA
Messenger RNA from Rotaria sp. Silwood2, 1038 nucleotides. Lineage: Eukaryota; Metazoa; Rotifera; Eurotatoria; Philodinida; Philodinidae. The record is from the annotation of a GenBank genome assembly.